CGGAAAAAAAUUACAAAAGCCUCUAAACGGGGUUGCAGUGUACACUGUAUGUCCGGAUAAAUGGAAGAUAGCCGUUGAACGGAAUUUUCGAACGGAGCAGGUGAAUUCUAACUAUGGCCGACCGAUUUCCGCCAGAAAUCGUGAUCGAAAUCUUAAUUCGAGCUGAGGUGCAGACUCUUCUACGCUGCAGGUCCGUGUCCAAAAAGUGGCUUGCCAUAAUUGACGCCCCUGAUUUUAUCAAACACCAAAUCAAUCACUCCAUCAAGACCAGCACCAAUAAAACCCUCUUCGUCAAAGAAGAAUAUGGCCGAUUCUAUGAUUACGACUUCGAUUGCUCCGAUUCAUGUGGGACUAUGGAGUUCCGUGAGCUACCAAAUAGUUCCCGGACUCGUUCUGUUUCAUUAGUCGGGUCUUGCAAUGGUUUGAUAUGCUUGAGGAACGAAAGCAACGAUGAUAUUCUCAUAGUGAACCCGUCUACUCGAAAGCAUCAUUGGUUUCCAGGUUUUUUGCCUCUUAACUUCCAUAGUUGUGUUAAUUUGACCUGGGAUGGAACUUGGUUUCGCGGGUCAGGAUAUGGGUUCGGGUAUGAUCGUGUCUCUGAUGAUUAUAAGAUUGUGAGGAUUGCGCAAGUGCAUAAUACUGCUAAGAGUUGGUUCUUGAAAUCUGAAAUGCUGAUUUGUAAAGUGAAAACCAAAAUUGUAAGAGCAGUUAAAAUACCUUUUGUAGUUCCUACUAGUCAUAGGAUGGGUGUGCUUGCUAAUGAGGCUUUGCAUUGGAUAGCUUUUAGAUAUGAUAAUCCGAGCAGUUCGGAAGUAAUUUUGGUUUAUGAUCUUGUGACUGAUGAAUUUCGAGAGGAUCCACUGCCUGAGUUUCAUGAGUCUGGAAUGGAUAUUGGUUUAUUAGGAACAUGGUUAUGCUUAACCGUUAAUCAUGAAGGUGUGGGUGUUGUUGUAUGGGUGAUGAAAGAAUAUGGGGUUAAGGAAUCUUGGAUUAAACUCUUUUCAAUUUCACAUACUGAUCUGAAAUAUGGCUCUCUUAGACCUUUGGGUUUUUCAAAGAGAUGGUUGGAAGUUUUGUUGGAGUUGGAUGGAGACAGGCUUGUUUGGUAUGAUAUAGAGAAGAAAAAAGCUGAAGACAUUUUGCUUCAUGGAUCGCAAAUGAGAUAUUUUGAAGCAAUUAUUUUUUUGAGAAGCCUUGCACGGGUUCCGGCUGAUGCAAAUUGAGUAAUGGAUGAGAAGCACCAGCAUCCAAAGAGAAAGUGGGGAAAAAAAGUCUUGGAAGAAGGGUUUUACACUCCUGAUGCAAGGAAUCUGCUCAAGCACAUGAAGAGAGUUCUGAAUGCGGGGUUUAUACCAAUUACUUUAUCUUGUAAAGGUCGUGGGCAAUCAUAUAGAUAAAAGAUCAACACAGCAGACUUUUUGAAGGGUUUAGGAAUUGCUUGUAAUUGCCAGUUUGAAAUCUUUUGCUUAUUUUAUCCAUUUUACUUGUAAGGUUAUCUUGUGCUACUUUAUUCAAUUAUUCGUAUUAUUAAAGCAUCUUGUGACUCGCUAA
Manihot esculenta (cassava) is the source of this 1551-nucleotide messenger RNA. Its product is annotated as F-box protein CPR1. The transcript is spliced from 2 exons. The coding region runs from base 114 to 1223 and encodes 369 amino acids. The record is from RefSeq and is a predicted model, not a curated record. Gene Ontology annotation, molecular function: protein binding. Lineage: Eukaryota; Viridiplantae; Streptophyta; Magnoliopsida; Malpighiales; Euphorbiaceae.